AUGGAGCAAAAGAGUAUCAAAGAUUCAAACGUGGAUCUUCCCUGUGAAGAAAAAAGAGACCCUGCAACCACAACAUGUGCUGACUCUGGGGCUGAAAAGCAUGAAGCAGGAACAGAUGCUCCUGGUCUCGUAAAGACAACAGUGGACAUUGGACAAGCGCCAGUGUCUCGUCCUGGGAAGACUACAGAAGCAGAAUCUGGAAACCUCACAAGCAGAAAGGAUGAAACUUUACUCAAGACAACAAACACAAAUGACCCAGGAGAGCAAAACCUUCAGGAAGAAGGACAACAACAAAAAACCGAACUUGAGAGCCUUUUGGAAGAUCUGGGGUUGAAGGAGCAGUACCACAGAGAGAAGCUAUCACUCAGCAAAAUACUUCAGAUUGAUGAGAAGACAAUUACAGAUGACCCUGGAACGUGUAAAUCAAAUGUCCCAUUUUAUUUUCUUAAGAAAUUGAUGAUGGUUAAUGUGACUGCUAGGACUGUGAAAUAUGAAGCAUGUGACUCAGAGGAUGCUAAUAUUGAAACAAAAUGUGAUGAUGCAUCAGAGAAUGCAGAGUGCAGUUUUGAGGAUCUUUUUGAGAGUCCAAAUGAUGCUGAAGUCUUUAAUCCUCUUGAUAUAAUCACUGCUCUCUUUUUGUGCUCUGAUGGGUUUGUUCAGCAAGAGUUGGCACUAAAAAUGUCCAUGUGUCAGUUCUCUGUUCCUCUGCUGCUUCCUAACUGUGAUACUAAACAGAGCACCCUCAUGCUGUGGGCCAUGAGAGACAUUGUUAAGAAGUACAGAACUCCAGAUCUUUUAGUAUCAAAGGGCUUCAGAGAAGAAAGAAUCGUUCUUUCUGAGCUUCCAAUGAUCUCAUUUGUCAGACUGGGUGAGUGCUCCUUGUCCAAAUCAGAGAUUCUCAACAAACUUCUGAGUAACCCUCAGCAGUACCAUGACACCUUUGUUCACCACAACAUGGAGUGUGGAGACAGUCCAAGAAAAAUAUCUGAUGGACUGACUGAAAUUACCUGGUACCUUCCCUGUGGAAACAAAAACAUGGACAUUUUUAGUGAGCCAGUGGCUAUAGCUAACCUUCGAGGUGACAUUGCUGCACAUGAAACACAAUAUUCCUUUUUGUGUCAGACAUCUGCUGCAGUUUUUGUGUUUUUUGAUCAGCUGGAGUCUGAGUACAAACUGCUGACCAACAAAAACCACAAAGCAAAGAUCUUCUUGGUGGGAAACCAACAGAGUAAGAGCUUAACUCCAGAUGUUCUAAAGAAAAUAGCAAACAAGCUCAACUUGACGACAGACAACAUCAUUAUAAAAACAAAAAAGACCAAUGAUGCAGACUUUGUGAAACGUUUGAGGACAACUGUGAGCAGUGUACUUACCAACCCAGGGAUGAAGAUGUCAAUAGAGCAGAUGGCCGACAUUGCACAUGAACUGGGAAUUUCUGUCGAUGAAGAUUCACCAGAGUGCCAGGCUGGGAGGAAAAAUGCAGAUGCCAUCACUGCAGAGAUUAAAGACACCUUUAAAUUUAAAGAAAAACAGUUUCCUUUGCAAGGCCAGAUCUGGAAGGAAUUGACUUUCUUGGAAAAGGAAGAAUUUCGUCUUCGAAAAGUUGGCUCUGAAGACAUAGAAAUCUAUAAAAGUAAUCUUAAAAUGAAAAAGAAAGAGCUGCGUAGGAAGCAGAACUCCCAUGCCAUGUCAAAUUUCAUGAGCUGCUUCAUUAGUGCAAUAUCCAGUGAGGAAAGGGGUUAUUUUCUGAAAUGGAUGCGAAUGAACCUCGACAACAUGUCUACAAUAAAACUUUCCAGCCUCAGGGAGCUUUACAAGGAAAAAUCCAAGGACUCUAAGAACAAAAAGGAAAUCAAAGAAAUCGACAAACAACUUUCCAACAGCUCACUGGGAAUUGAGCACUUUUUCCGUGAAAUGGGUCAGAUCUACGAAGCUUCUCUUUACCUUCCAGAAACAGACCCAUCACGUCAACAACUGCAACAUCUGCCCAGACUCUGUGCUCAGUUGCUGCUGGAUGGAUUUCCUCUGGAGCUUGUAGAUGGAGAUGCUUCCAACAUACCUCUCAGAUGGGUGAGUGACGUUCUCUCUCAGCUCAAUGGCUUGGUGUCUCCAAAGAACAAGAUACUGGUUGUCACAGUUCUUGGAGUUCAGAGCACAGGAAAAUCCACUCUCCUUAACACCAUGUUUGGGGUGCAGUUUGCAGUCAGCAGUGGUCGAUGCACUCGAGGAGCCUUCAUGCUGCUCAUCAAAGUCAGUGAAGACUUCAAAAAAGAUCUGAACUGUGACUUUGUGGUGAUUAUUGACACCGAAGGCUUAAAGUCACCAGAGCUGGCACAGCUGGAUAACAGCCAUGAACAUGACAAUGAGCUGGCAACACUGGUUGUUGGGCUGAGUGACGUCACCAUUAUCAAUAUUGCAAUGGAGAAUUCAACAGAAAUGAAAGACAUCCUGCAGAUAGUGGUGCAUGCUUUCCUCAGGAUGAAGGAGGUCGGCAAAAAGCCUAAAUGUCAGUUUGUUCACCAGAACGUUUCUGAUGUUUCAGCCCAUGAGAAUAACCUACGAGACAGGAAGCUGCUCCUAGAACAGCUGAAUGAGAUGACCCAGGCAGCAGCUAAAAUGGAAAAGAAAGAGGAGAACAAGAACUUCACUGAUGUGAUGGAGUACAAUCCAGAUACUGGGAACUGCUACGUUCCUGGACUCUGGAAUGGAAACCCACCAAUGGCACCAGUCAAUGUGGGAUACAGUGAGACCGUCUAUGAGCUCAAGAAAAACAUCAUCCAACUGCUGGGAAAGUGUGAGUCAACUUCUAACAACAUCUUGGAGUUCAGAGAGUGGAUAAACAGCCUAUGGACUGCAGUAAAACAUGAAAACUUCAUCUUCAGCUUCAGAAACAGCCUGGUAGCCGAUGCAUACAUGAUGCUCUGCACAGAGUACAACAAAUGGGAGUGGAAAUUAAAAAAAGAAAUGUACACCUGGGUUACAGAUGCAGAGACAAGAAUUUCUAAUUUUGGGACAGUUGCUGCAAAAACUGAAAUAUCUGACCUGAGAGAAUACAUCACUGUGUUGAAAAGUGAAGCAACUACAGAGCUGACCAAGUGGGAGACAAUGAUGCUUGACAAUCUGAAAAAAUACUUUGAGCAGGCAGAAGGUCAUGUUUAUCUGGUUGAAGGAUACAGAGAGGAUUUCUCAAACAGCAUAAAGAGUCUGAGACGAAAAACUGAGAGAUCAGUGUUUGACCAGAUCACAGCAGCAGCUGACAUCAAACAGGGACUGGAAGAACUCGACAAAAUCAGAGCCUCUUAUACAGAAGAAAUUGAAAAAGCAGUUUGUGCUUUGAUUGAUGAAUGCCGUAAGAAAAAAGUAAAAAUGACAGAUAGUGAGCUUGAUGAAAGUUUCAAUAAAAUGUGGACUGAAACACUGAAUGCCUUUUCUUUGUCUGCACAGCAGACUUCAAAUAUCUUCACCAGUGUUUCUCAUCAGUUGCGAACAAAUCUUUCACGCAAGGGAAGCCAUGCAUGUAAACUGCUGAGUGAAAGAAGACUCCAAGUCUGUGGACUGGAGCCUUUUAAAUACAAACCCAAAGGAAAUACAGAAAAAAUCACAGAAAAACUAAAAGGAAUGUUUUCCUGGACAGGUCUUGUAAAGGCAAAACAAGAAAUAGCCGAAAGCAUCAUAUCUGCUUGCAAUGAUUGUGUCAGUGAUAAAAUCAAGAGAAAAACUAACUAUCACGAUACUUACAUCCAGGAGAUCCUUCACAUCAUUGAUGAGAGGCUGAACAACACUGAUGUUGACACGGACAUCGAGUUAGAAGUGUCUCUGAAACAGCACAUCUGUGGCUCUGCAGCCAGGAAGUUUCAGAAAAUGCAUGAAGAUUUUAUACAAGAAAAUGAUCCUUACAGACGUCUGGAGAAAAACAAAGACAAAUUUUGUGCAGAUUUCAAAGAUGUGUUCAAUAAGCGAGACCAAUGCCAGAAGAAAGCUGAAGAAUUCACCAACCAGUGUCUGAAACCUGCUGUGGAGGACUUUGUCUAUCGUUCUCUUGGUCUUGAUAUUGUUGAUAAAAUGCUGACAAGAGAGGAGUUCAGCACACGGAUGUCCUUCCAGUGUUAUAUUUUACUGGAUCUGAUUUCAAAAAGUGACUUUGACAUCUUUCAGAGAUAUAUCUGCUCAUAUGAAAGUUAUGUAAAAUCAUGGAUAUCUGAUAGAAUUAAGGAAACUUUCUCCUCUGAGUCAGCAUUAUGUGAGUUUGAGGACAGACAUCUUCAGUCCUGCAUUAACCGCAUAAAUGCUGCCAUUAAAAAUGCAAAAGCAGAAAAGACUGACAGUCUGAAGACAUUUGCAGAAAAUAUCUGUAAAGAACUUGGUGAUAAACUGGUAAUUUCUCAGGAUGCUCUCAAUGCUUUCAUGGUUCUGAACAAAGCUGACCAAGACCGGUUUGCCGACUGCCUCAACAAAUGUGUGAUGGAAAUGGCAGAAGCUCUUAGAAAGAAGUUUAAAGACAUUACAUUUGAAGAAAAACUCACACAUCUCCGUGUAAAACCACAGAAUGAGCUGUUCAACAGAGUUGUUGGUUGUGGCAAGCAGUGUCCGUUCUGCAAAAUACCCUGUGAUGCAGGAGGAGAAGACCACAAGGAACACUUUGCUGCCUUGCAUCGUCCAAAGGGUUUAGGUAUGUACAGGUGGGAUGGCUCAAAUAAACUCACUACUGACCUCUGCUCUUCUGCUGUUAUCAGUGACACAUGUUUUAGCUGCAGUGCUACAAACAGUAAAUGGCAUCCUUACAAAGAUUACAGGAAAAUUUAUCCAGACUGGAAAAUUCAACCAGAUGUGAGCCUUGAGGCAUCAGAUUACUGGAAAUAUGUGAUGAAGAAGUACAACAAAGAAUUUGCAAAAGCAUAUAAUGCUCUGCCUGCUGACAUUCCAGCUGUCUGGGAGAGUAUCACAGAGGAACAGGCAAAGGAAAGUCUCAAGAAGUCAUUCUACAUCAAGUGAAAUAAUAACUCAUGUCUAGUUGAAAGAACACAGCUUCUUACGUGUUUUUUUUAUCCUUUUUCCCUUAAAAGCCUACCUAAUUUACAAGUAGAGUUUAUCUCUUUCCCUAAAGACAAAUUAAGCUGCUAAAGCCUUUUUUGGUGUAGGUCCUUAAUUUACCAGUUAUCAUUUAUUUUUUGCCUUUUAUGAUUCUAUUCUUUGAUAAAAUUUUGUCAACAAAGUAUUUGUUGAGAAAAUAUUUACACUCUUGUUGAAAAAGUCUGAAUGUGCUUCUAAAUUGGACAGAUAAUUAAAUGUUGAGUAAAUAUUUUGGGUGUUCCAUUAUAUUAUGGUUAAAUUUAACGAGUUGUUGCAAUCACCUCUAGCGCUACGUUGACGUUCAACAGGGUUGAUUGCUUCACAAUCAGCAACUCAUGCACUAAGUUUCUAUCUAAGUUUCCUUAGAUAGAAACUUAGUGCAUGAGUUGCUGAUUGUGAAGCAAUCAGCAACUCAUGCACUCCUCUAAGUUUCCUUAGAUAGAAAACAUUUUACCAACUGAACCUAAUUGUUUUGAUUUACAAGUUGUCAUGGUUUAGGUUUUGUCUGGUUUCUUUUCUUGUCAUUUUUGCAGUUCACUCAGCUCACCCUCCUUUAGCAAUUAGUCCCACCUGUCGGGACACUAAUUAGUCUUUAUUCUCGUCACCUGUCAGGCUCCCUUUAUAAGCUCACCUUGUUUGUUUGUUGCUGGCUUGUUGUGUUUGUUCCUGACCAUCAUGCCUGUCUGCUCCUGUUGCACCGCCUUGGUGCCUCGUCAGGUUUGGUUUUUGUUUGGCUGCGCUGCUAAUUUUUGGUCACUUCGUCUUGGUCUCGUUCCUCGUUCCGCAGCAGCCCAGCUCCACUUUGGCUUUGGAUUAUUGCUCAUGUUUUUUGGACUCUGUACCUGCCAGCCAGCUCCUGCAUCCACAACAAAAUCGUGACACAAGUAUGAUCAAAUUAGAAUCUGUAUAUAUAUAUAUAUAUAU
This is a messenger RNA of Fundulus heteroclitus (mummichog), 5991 nucleotides long. RefSeq names its product up-regulator of cell proliferation-like. The record is from RefSeq and is a predicted model, not a curated record. Bases 1 to 4989 code for a protein of 1662 amino acids. Gene Ontology annotation, molecular function: GTPase activity; GTP binding. NCBI's taxonomy places the organism in Eukaryota, Metazoa, Chordata, Actinopteri, Cyprinodontiformes, Fundulidae. The transcript is spliced from 4 exons.